CUCCGCGGCCCCCAGGUGUCCGGUCACGUGUCUCCGGACUGAAGGUGCUUCGUGUCGGAUCGUCUCGGAGCCUCAGAGCAGCUCAGAGAACCGGAGAGGAAAGAGACAUGGAGGGUUUUAUCUCCGGAGGAUCCUGAUUCAGAGGUCUAACUCCGUCUGCUGAGAGAAGAUUCGACCAGGAAGCCGUCUGGAAUCAUGGGGAACCAGCUGACGGAAAUCGCUCCCAACACGCCGUUCCUGCCCAACUUCCAGGCGCUGCACGUGGUGGUGAUCGGCCUCGACUCGGCCGGGAAAACCUCCCUGCUCUACCGGCUCAAGCUCAAGGAAUUCGUGAAGACCAUCCCCACCAAGGGCUUCAACACGGAGAAGAUCAAGGUGGCUGUCGGAGCUUCUCGGGCCAUCAACUUCCAGGUGUGGGACGUGGGCGGCCAGGAGAAGCUCCGUCCGCUCUGGAAGUCGUACACCCGGCGAACAGACGGCAUGGUGUUCGUGGUGGACUCGACGGAGACGGAGCGCAUGGAGGAGGCCAAGGUGGAGCUGCACAAGAUCACCAGGACCUCGGAGAACCAGGGCGUCCCCGUGCUGAUCCUGGCCAACAAGCAGGACCUGGACUCGGCGCUGUCGGUGGCCGAGGUGGAGAAGCUGCUGUCGGUGCACGAACUGAGCAUGUUCACGCUGUUCCACGUGCAGAGCUGCAGCGCCGUGGACGGCCAGGGCCUGCAGCCGGGCCUGGAGAAGCUCUACGAGAUGAUCCUCAAGAGGAAGAAGACGGUGAAGCACAACAGGAACAGGAAGAGAUGAACUUCCUGUCUGGAACUGGUUUUAACGGGUGCCAACAAACCAGCGGUUAGACUCGGCCUCGGGGUCGGAUUAAGAACUGGAGAAAGUUGCUGGUCUGCUCCUCAAAAGUUCUAGAUUUAACGGAAACCUCGAUAGUGGCUAGUCUCCACCCGAUGCUUUUCUACACAAGAUCUGCCUGCUACCUUUACUCUACGAGCACACUUCCAUCCAGGUGUUUGGUGAAGAACUUUCCUCGUUUUCCUUCACUGGUUGCACAGAUUCUGCUCCACGACGUUCCUCCAGAUUAUUUAUUCAGCGUUUCUGUAUUUGUGCCGGACAGAACAGCGUUUUUUUUCUUGUUUUUCUUUUUGUUUUUCUUUUGUACGUGAUAAGAAACGAAGCGGACGACGGAGCAGCGGUGAUGUUUAGUUUGAGCCUAAGUGCACUCCCUUCAUAGACACAGAUGUUAAGUCUCACUUAGUUUAAUAAUGAUAAUAAUAAUGAUAAUAGUGUUUAUACAGAUUGUACAUUUUUUUGCAAACUGAAGACUUAAUAAAUCUACGCACUGUACAGAACA
Molecule: messenger RNA, 1357 nt
Organism: Acanthochromis polyacanthus (spiny chromis)
Lineage: Eukaryota; Metazoa; Chordata; Actinopteri; Pomacentridae
Gene: arl4d
Product: ADP-ribosylation factor-like 4D
Exons: 2
Coding region: 196-801 (201 amino acids)
Biological process (GO): vesicle-mediated transport; intracellular protein transport
Cellular component (GO): cytoplasm
Molecular function (GO): GTP binding; GTPase activity
Source: RefSeq, a predicted model, not a curated record